CGACUUUUCUUUGUUAACUUGUUUUACGUCCCAAACUUACGCAUCUAUCCCGCAAGCUCGAUCCUAUCAUCAAUAAUCACCCCGUUCACAACCUUUACAAUGGCGUCCAACAUCCCCGGGAGAAGCAUCUUGCGCAUCACGCAGGUGCUAUUUGCGUUGGUGGUCUUCGGCCUGACUGCUUACCUCUUCGUUGCAUACCAAUUCGACGACAUCGCGAUCUACAUGUUCGCCGUCAGUAUCUGGUCCGCCUUCUUCGCGACGCCCUACCUGUCUCUGGCCCCCGUGCGAUUCGACCACGCCGCGAAGCACAUCGUGAUCCCCGCCGUCGAAACCCUGACCACGCUGCUCUGGCUGGCGGCCUUUAUCGCGCUCGCGACCAAGCUUCUUCCUGCCGACCAGUGCAACUUUGCCGGCUGCCAUGCCUCUCAGGUUGCUGUCUUGUUUGGGGCGUUCGAAUUUGCUCUCUUCACAGUGACAACCAUCCAAUCAUUCCUUGCUCUGCGCAGUGAGCGCCCGUCUACUGCACCAACAAAGGAAAUCCAGGAAGUUUAAAGCCACCAGGAGGUAUAAAGAUGGGCUGGAUCCAGUGAUCAUGAACGAAAGUAUAGAGGCUGUCUUGAUGGCAGCGUGCUUGACGCGGGUAUGAUGUUUAGAGUUUUGUAACGACCUAUUUCCUAAUUAUGUGAUUAAUGUAAUGAUGAACCCAUUUCCCUGAACUGCAUUCUUCUGAUUCU
Molecule: messenger RNA, 734 nt
Organism: Aspergillus campestris IBT 28561
Lineage: Eukaryota; Fungi; Ascomycota; Eurotiomycetes; Eurotiales; Aspergillaceae
Product: MARVEL domain-containing protein
Exons: 3
Coding region: 100-552 (150 amino acids)
Cellular component (GO): membrane
Source: RefSeq, a predicted model, not a curated record